UUAUAAAAUGGAAAGGAAGGGCACAGCUCCAAAUCACAAAAUAAAAAAGCCAGCCUCCAUCCCCAUUUAGGCGCCAAAUCUCAUCUCCGUUUCCCGCGACUUCUUCUACUUCCUCCUCCUCCUCUCGCUCUCUGACUCACUCACUAAAUUUGGCACAAUGAAGGACCUUGAUUUUAGCCGGGACAAAGAUCUAGCGAAAGAUUUUCUUCAAAACUCUGCAUCAGCCAAAUAUAUUAGCAUCCUUCAAGAUGUCGCGAAUCGGAAACUGAAAGCAAUAGAAAUUGACCUCGAAGAUCUGUUUGAUUACAAGGAUUUGGAUGAGGAGUUUGUGGGACGAGUUACCGAGAACACCCGGAGAUAUGUUGGAAUUUUUGCUGAUGCUAUUGAUGAGUUGAUCCCUGAGCCAACGGAGGCUAUUCAGGAGGACGAUUCUGACGUAUUUCACACACAACGAGCCGAGGAAGGCAAUGAGAAUCCUGAUGGGACCGACCCAAGACAGAAGAUGCCCCCAGAAAUUAGGCGUUUUUACGAAGUUUACAUCAAAGCUUCCUCCAAGGUCCAGCCAUUUACCAUUAGGGAGGUUAGGGCUUCACAUAUUGGCCAGCUUGUCAAGAUAUCUGGCAUUGUGACUCGCUGUUCAGAUGUAAAACCAUUGAUGAAGGUUGCUGUGUACACAUGUGAAGAGUGUGGUUUUGAAAUAUAUCAGGAAGUAACUGCUCGAGUGUUCAUGCCUCUAUUCGAAUGCCCAUCUAAGCGUUGUCAGGUUAACCGGGCAAAAGGACACCUUAUCCUCCAACUCAGAGCUUCAAAGUUUUUAAAAUUUCAAGAGGCCAAAAUUCAAGAGCUUACUGAACAUGUUCCUAAAGGUCAUAUUCCUCGUGCGAUGACUGUUCACUUUCGAGGGGAACUUACAAGAAAGGUAUCCCCAGGAGAUGUUGUUGAGUUAUCUGGAAUAUUUCUCCCUAUUCCUUAUACUGGGUUUAGAGCAAUGCGAGCAGGCUUAGUGGCAGAUACAUACUUGGAGACUAUGUCUAUUUCCCAUUUUAAGAAAAAAUACGAAGACUAUGAACUGAAAGGGGUUGAGGAAGAACAAAUAGCUCGGUUAGCUGAGGAUGGUGACAUAUACAACAAGCUGUCUAGAUCAUUGGCUCCUGAGAUUUUUGGACAUGAAGAUAUCAAGAAAGCUCUUUUACUCUUAUUAGUGGGCGCUCCUCAUCGGAAGCUCAAGGAUGGGAUGAAGAUAAGAGGGGAUCUACAUAUAUGUUUGAUGGGUGAUCCUGGAGUUGCAAAAAGUCAGCUGCUUAAGCACAUAAUUACUGUUGCACCAAGAGGUGUGUAUACAACUGGAAAAGGAAGCAGUGGUGUUGGUCUUACAGCUGCUGUUCAGAAGGACCCGGUCACAAAUGAGUUUGUGCUGGAAGGGGGGGCAUUGGUGCUGGCUGAUAUGGGGAUAUGUGCGAUUGAUGAGUUUGAUAAGAUGGAUGAGUCAGACAGGACUGCCAUACAUGAAGUCAUGGAGCAGCAGACGGUUAGCAUUGCCAAAGCCGGGAUCACCACAUCUCUCAAUGCAAGAACUGCAGUUCUUGCUGCUGCCAAUCCUGCCUGGGGGAGAUAUGAUCUCCGCAGAACUCCAGCUGAAAAUAUAAACCUGCCUCCUGCACUUCUAUCAAGAUUUGAUCUUUUGUGGUUGAUCCUUGACAAGGCAGAUAUGGACAAUGAUCUUGAAAUGGCCAGGCAUGUUGUUUAUGUCCACCAGAACAGAGAAUCUCCUGCCCUUGGCUUUGCUCCACUUGAAGCUUCUGUUCUCAGGGCAUACAUAUCAGCUGCUCGGAAGCUGUCUCCUAGUAUACCAAGAGAGCUGGAGGAGUACAUAGCCACUGCAUAUUCAAGCAUCAGGCAAGAAGAAGCAAAAUCAAACAGCCCUCACUCCUACACCACUAUCAGAACGCUUCUCAGCAUUCUGCGCAUAUCAACUGCACUUGCUCGGCUGAGGUUCUCAGAUGUGGUGGCUCAGAGUGACGUGGACGAAGCACUGCGGUUGAUGCAGAUGUCAAAAUUUUCAUUGUACUCUGAAGAUCGCCAGAAAUCUGGUCUUGAUGCAAUCUCAGAUAUAUACUCAAUACUACGUGAUGAAGCUGCAAGGUCCAACAAGAUGGAUGUAACCUAUGGACAAGCUCUUAACAGGAUCUCAAGAAUGGGGUACACCGAGGCUCAGCUCAAGGAAUGCUUAGAAGAGUAUGCAGCAUUGAAUGUGUGGCAGAUUCAUCCCAACACCUUUGAUAUUCGAUUUAUUGAUGCUUGAGUUCAUGAUGUCUUACUAGUUAGUAUCUAUCUGUCUAUUUUUAUUUAAGAUGCCCUUCUUUCAUGUGUCUUUUUAUCAUUCAAUUGGAUGUUGGUAGACAGCUUCAGUAACUUCAUAUCAAAUUACCUUCAAACAUUUGCAACUACCCUUGUAUUUUUUUUCUUUGCUAAAGCUAUGUAUGGG
Messenger RNA from Lactuca virosa, 2485 nucleotides. The record is from the annotation of a GenBank genome assembly. NCBI's taxonomy places the organism in Eukaryota, Viridiplantae, Streptophyta, Magnoliopsida, Asterales, Asteraceae.